ACAUGUGAGGGAAUUUCCUCACGCCUUACAGUCAGUUCCUGAAUCCAGACCAGCACGCCUUUAAGGCUGAUUGCAGAACUUGUUUUUCUGGGCCUUUCUCUGUGGUUUUGGAAAGUUUGAGAAGCUUCGGGCCGACACGAUCUGUUCAAAAGCAGCUGGGCUCCGAGCAGCUCCACAAACUUCACCAAAGCCAGCAGAAACCGUGCAGACUGGGUCUCACAACCAGUGUGUAUCCGCAGUCCUUCACUUUAGACUCAAACAAUACGUUUGAGUAGUAAACACUGACAGAAGGCGUGUUGUUUAGUGUUGCUGAUGUAGGUUAAACUCUGAUACAGUCUGCUUCGAUUGAUUGAUACUGCUUAUGCGUUGUUGUAAAAUCUUCUUCCUGGUUACGCAAGACUUGCUCAUCGCUUUGGGCUUUAUUGUCUCAUAAUGAGCGCGUCUUACGUAAUGCUGUCUCUUUACCGCCGUACGACUGCAAUGCGUAUGAGCAGUCGAAUAGCUGAAUGCCCGUGAUGGACUCUCGGCUCCAAACUGGCAGAACUGGUCAGUCACGCUCGGUUUGUGGGUUUGUCCCUAAUCUCCGUCGAGACGCCGCCCGUCCUGACCCUACGAGACGCCCGCUUUAUCUGACGAUCACAGACCUCAUAAACACCGUGAGCUGGAUUUGUGCUGGACUGUAAACAGCGUUUCCUUCCACUAAGAAGUCUGCUGCUGUCUGCUUAAACAAGGGCAUGAAAUCAUGGACCUGGGUCAACAUAACCUUUAUGCAACGCAACUUUAUAAUGGAUUGUAUUAGUAUAGCCUUAUUAAAACUCGGCCUGGAUGUUUGUUAUGCCGUGGUGCGCUAAUUCAUAAUUAAUAAUAGUAAUCAAACACACACAGCCAUAAAUUGUCUGCGAAAUGAUAAAAUGAAUAAUUCAAAAUGAAAACAAAAAGUGUAUUUGUAUAUUUGGGCUGGUGUUCAUAUAGUUCUACAUUAAUUUAAUGACUUCUUUUAAUUAUUAAAGGACAUAUAAAAAGUUUAACUGGAUUGACUUCUUGUAUAGAAUAUGAUUAUCAUUUUCCUGUAUUCAUAAUUUCAAUAACAAAUAAAUUUCUAUAAUAAAUCAAUGUAAUAUAUUUUUAGAAUGAACAACUAUUUAAAUCCACUAUAAGCUAAAAGUCGUAUAUUUUUAUUUGAAAACAGGUCUGAAUGCUUUGUUGAAUGAAGGCAGUUCCCGCUGAAUAAAUGAAUCUAUGUACACUUGUUUCCUGACGGUGAUAAUGACCCCCACACAGAACAAGUGACUCGCAACUGAAGAAUCGAUUCGAGUUCGAUCGAUUCACUAAAGAGUCGCGCGGUUUAGGGAUGAUGUCAUGUUUAAAGCUCCGCGCGGCGGUGGGAGGAGCUUCAGAGCGAGUUGAGCUUUUCUAAACAAGUUUGGGAAGUUCAGAGAGAGAGAGAGAGAGAGAGAGAGAGAGAGAGAGAGAGAGAGAGAGAGAGAGACUCCGAGUGAAGAGGCGCUCGGAGGCGAGAGCUCCGUCUGAGAAUGCACUGGGAGCAGCUGCUGCGCGCGACGAACGGGAAGAAGAUCGAGAGGCUGGAGGGCGGCCUGGCGGCGGCGUGCGGGGCUGAUGGGUCACUGCUGGGCUCGGAGGACGCCGGUCUCGACCCCCAGCGCACGCGGCAGGCCAUCGCUCAGCUGCAGCAGAAGAUCCUGAAGCUCACGGAGCAGCUGCGCAUCGAGCAGGCGGCCCGCGACGAGAACGUGGCCGAAUACCUCAAGCUAGCCAGCAAUGCCAGCGACAAACAGCAGAGCUCCCGCAUCAAACAGGUGUUUGAGAAGAAGAACCAGAAGUCUGCUGCCAGCAUCGCCCAGCUGCAGCGUAAGCUGGAGCACUACCACCGGCGCCUGCGCGAGGCGGAGCACAGCGGCGUGCAGCGGCAGCCCAAAGACGUGCUGCGCGACAUGCAGCAGGGCCUGAGGGACGUGGGGGCCCGGGUCAUCACAGGCCUCAGCGAGGGGGUGGUGGACAGCCUGCACUCGGCCGCUGGGGCCGUGGCCUCCAAACCACGGGAGAUCGCCUCGCUCAUCCGCCACCGCUUCGGCAGCGCAGACAACAUCAGCGUGCUGAGAGACGGCCCCGAGGAGCCCGAGGACGGAGCCGCCGCUCACCUGCAGUCCAGCCCCAAGUUCGGCAGCGACGAGGACUGCUCCAGUGCCACCUCGGGAUCCAACAGCGUGACGGGGGCACCCGGGGGCCCGCCCAGCUCCAGAGGGAACACCCUGGAGCGGGGACGCAGCGGCAGCCUGGAUAUGCUGAUGCAGGAGCUGCAGGAGCUGCGAGACGCACAGGCGCGCCUGGAGGAGACGCUGGAGAGUGUGAGGAGCGGAUACGUGAAGGAGUGCAGGCUGGUGAUGCAGGCGCUGCAGGAGGAGAGGUUCAGGUGUGAGCGCUUAGAGGAACAAGUGAACGAUCUGACGGAGCUCCAUCAGAACGAGAUCCUGAACCUGAAACAAGAGCUGGCCAGCAUGGAGGAGAAGAUCGCGUACCAGUCCAACGAGAGGGCCCGAGACCUGCAGGAGGCUCUGGAGGCGUGCCAGACGCGGGUCUCUAAGAUGGAGCUGCAGCAGCAGCAGCAGCAGGUGGUUCAGCUGGAGGGUCUGGAGAACGCCACGGCUCGUACCCUCAUCGGAAAGCUCAUCAACGUGCUGCUGGCCCUCAUGGCCGUGCUGCUGGUCUUCGUCUCCACCGUGGCCAACUGCGUGGUGCCUCUGAUGAAGACACGCAGCCGCUCCGUCUCCUCGCUGCUGGUCUUCCUCCUGCUGGCCGUGCUCUGGAGGAACUGGGACGCUUUCUCAGGACACACCUCCCGCCUCCUGCACGCACCCCGAUGAGAACGCCCGGGAGAACCGCUGCUUUCAGACACACGUGUUGCACAGUGUUUCCAAUGCCUUGGGCGCAUUGCUCUUGAGUGAGGUUAAUAUUAAUAGCAUUUGUACAGCGGGUAAAAUAAGCUUUGAACACAUCGCCAUUUCACUUGGUUAAUAUACUUCUAAAGGUGCUAUUGAAUUGAAAUUUUCACCAGUUGUUGGUAGCAACCCAAAUAAUCCAUACGUACAAAAAAAACAAGUAAGUUCAGAAAUUAGGUUGUGUGUAACAAAAUGGAAUAACACAGAGAAAAAGUAUUGAACACAUUGAGAAGCAAAGAGACAUGUAAAGCCAAGACACCAGCAGAAAUUAAUAUUAACCUCUUCAGCCCCAGCACCUACAGUACCAGGAUGAAGAAGAUGAAACACAGCCGAGGAAACUCUGGAGAGGUUUCAGAGAAACGACCAGCCAAUCAUCCGAAUCCAAUAGAAAAUCUAAAGGUCAGAGUUCAUACUCCAGAGACUUACAGAACCUUCUAGAUUCAAAGAAAGGGCUAAAAUCACACCUGAGCAAGUCUUGAAGAGCUCAUCACCAACAAAGCCUUUUGUACAAAGUAUGAAAUACUUUUCAGGAGUUCAGUGCUUUUUUCUUUAGUAAUUCGAUUACACUGAAUUUAUUUCUCAACUUUUCGAUUAUUUGGGCUGACCUCUGGAGAGAAUGUUAUUAGAACUGCACCUAAAAUGUUAAUGUGUUCUAUACUUAUUUGACUGCAUUUCUAACGUGAUUUUAGAUGAAUGUAGCAUUCUGCGUUAGCUCACGCAAAAUGAACAUUCUGUCAUCAUGUCCUCGGUGUUGUGAGAAAACACUCGUGUGCUGGUGUUUCUUCUGAUCAACACAAAGGGAGACUCUCCAGCUCUUUGCGCGCAACGAUGGUGACUCAGAAUGAUGAUGAACAUUUGAAUGAACAAAAACUGUGAAACGUUAGCACAUGGAAAAGAGCUGUGUAAUAGAUAAUGUAUGGAUGAAGUGGUCCUUCUGAAGGAGGACUCAAGUCUCCCGCGAUGGACACAGCAGAGAUCAUCCUUACUCUGCUUUCGUUACUCUUACUUUCAGGAAGUCGAAGGAUUUUGUUUACUAGCAUUAUCUGAUGUGUGAAACACUGUAUUUUAAAUGAAGUAUUAAUUUAUUGAAUAUUGCACCGCCUUACAGGACCUGUGACAGACAGCAGAGAAACACACUGCUACUGCUUAUUCAUAAUGUUUAGGAUAUCAAAAUGCAGUAUUUCUGAUGAUUUGAUGAUACUAUGGUUAGUUUAUCUACUGUGGUGGAUCAGGACUGUUGUUUUAAAUUUAGCCUGCUGUGUGUGUGUGUGUGUUUGAUCAUGACUGAAGUUGACCAGAUCUACUCACCUCUCGAUUCUGAAGAAUUAUCACUCGUCUAACUGUACAGUAAUGUUUAAAUAGUUCUCAGUCAUUUAAUGAUCCUCAGGGGAAAGACCUCUGCUGAAGCCUUGUUACACUGCCUGUGUGUGUGUGUGUGUGUGAGAGAGAGAGAGAGAGAGAUUUUAAACCAUUCUAGUGCCUUCAAAUCUCUUGAUAACUUUUGUAAUAAAGAUCAUUUCUGACUAGA
This is a messenger RNA of Puntigrus tetrazona (Sumatra barb), 4485 nucleotides long. It is a transcript of the gene tmcc1a, whose product is annotated as transmembrane and coiled-coil domain family 1a. The transcript has 5 exons. NCBI's taxonomy places the organism in Eukaryota, Metazoa, Chordata, Actinopteri, Cypriniformes, Cyprinidae. Bases 1533 to 2882 code for a protein of 449 amino acids. The record is from RefSeq and is a predicted model, not a curated record. Gene Ontology annotation, cellular component: endomembrane system.